This is a messenger RNA of Lipotes vexillifer (Yangtze River dolphin), 597 nucleotides long. It is a transcript of the gene EFCAB9, whose product is annotated as EF-hand calcium binding domain 9. NCBI's taxonomy places the organism in Eukaryota, Metazoa, Chordata, Mammalia, Artiodactyla, Lipotidae. The transcript is spliced from 5 exons. Gene Ontology annotation, biological process: flagellated sperm motility; sperm capacitation. The coding region runs from base 1 to 597 and encodes 198 amino acids. Gene Ontology annotation, cellular component: cytoplasm; sperm principal piece. Gene Ontology annotation, molecular function: calcium ion sensor activity; calcium ion binding. The record is from RefSeq and is a predicted model, not a curated record.
AUGAAACUGAAGCAAGGAUCGUUUCUGUGGUACCUCUAUCUGGAUAAACUGUAUUGCUUAUUAUCCGUGAGAAAUGUGAAGGCUUUGGUGGAGUAUUUUCACCUUCUUGAUGUGCACCGCAAGAAAACCUUGAAUGAUGUGCUAUUCUACCACUUCCUUCAUCACGUGACUGACCUGAAACGGAACCAGAUCACAAUUGUGUUUAACAUGCUGGACUGGAAGGCUGUGGGCGAGAUUGGUUUUGACCAGUUCUACAUGCUGGUUUGCAUACUGCUGGCACAGGAGAACCAUUUGGAAGAGCAAUUUAUUUUCCGCCAUUCCCGGCCUGUUUUUGAGCUGCUUGACCUGGAUGGGGAGCUGAAAAUUGGCCCAUCCAACUUCCACAUGUACAACUUUCUCUUCAAUAUUAAAAAACAGCAACUCAGAGACCUGUACCGUGACUUUGACAUCACAGGUGACUGUCGUCUUAAUUACAAGGAAUUUAAGCUGUUUACUAUCUUCUCCAUGGACAAAUACCAGGAGAGUCAGAAAGCAGCGAAAGAGAAAGCUCUGCCCGAAAAGAAAGUGUCACAAGUUAAUAUCAACUCUGUCCAUUAG